AUGCAAUCUACUCUUCGUUUUGAUCUUAGUAAGACAAUUAUCAUUCUAAUACAUAUCAAUGAAACAUUAACAGGACCAUUACAAAAUUCGGCAAAAUUACGUUCUGCAGUACGUUUUGAUUUCACCUUUUAUUUUGUCUUCACAGCACCUCCAAGACCGACUGAUUACGAAAUUCAAACAAAAAUUAUUCCAAAAGAUAAUGAUGAUGAAUCAAUAACUGAACAACAUGUAAUUGAAAUUGAUCUAUCAUUAUUUUCUAAUGAAUAUGGUAUCGUUUCGGAUUAUGUUAUCUACGUACGUCAAGAUCAAAAUAACUUUCAAACUGAUCCAGAUUUUGUUGGAACAUAUGAUGAAGCUUUGAAAAAUUCUUCAAUGGAUUAUUUAGCUAAAAUUAGUACAGUUCAAAUACAUAAUAAUAAAGUUCGUAUAAUAAUUGGUGAAGAAACAUGGUGUUCGCAGAAUUAUAAUCCUUUUAUUCCAUGUAAUGGCAAACUCAAAUCAAAUCGAAUUUAUAAGUUAUCAUCAAUAGCAUGGAUUGCUGUAUUUCCUAUUUUAGCUCUUUUGAUUCCUAGUAUUGUUGUAAUGAUAUGGAAACGACAAGAAUUAAAAAGAUAUUGUUUUAAAAAACAAAAAAAAGAAGAUAAUACUCUAAAGACUGUUUAUUUACAACCCCUAGCACUAAUAUCAUUAUAUGAAAAUAAUUUUCAAGAAAUUAAACCGAAACCUUUAAUUCAAUAUAUAAAUUUAACAGAUGAAGAUAAAACAAUUAUAAAUAAUGAAUUUCAAGACUUUAAAAAUUUAGCUCCAGAUUCUAAUCAAUCGAUACCUUCUUCACCUUUUGAUCGAUAUGAGGAUAUUCCAAGUCGAGGCCCAUGGAAAGAAACUGCCGUUCAUUUAACUGAUAUUCAUCGUAAACAUGAUUAUAUUAAUGCAAAUGAAAUUCGAGGUGCAAAUAGUCUCAAACAAUAUAUUGCUUGUCAAAGUCCAUUAAAAAGUACAUGUGAAGAUUUUUGGGAUAUGAUUAUUCAAUAUAGCAUUAAAAAAAUUGUUAUGUUAAAUGAAUUAGAACGAGAAAAUUCACAAGAUCCUUCCUCAACAAGUCAAUGUUAUCCAUAUAUUCCAAUGAAUAAAAAUGAAACAUUAGAUUUUAAUAGAAUUAAAAUUAAAGUUAAUAAUAUUGAAUAUUAUCUUGAUAAUCAACUUGAAAUUCGUCGUUUAUUUGUUGAAAAAAAUAACAAACAAUAUAAUAUUGUUCAUUUCUUUUUUACCGAUUGGCCAAAGUAUGGUAUUAUCAAUUGUCGAACUCUAAUUGAUUUAACUGAAAUAGUCAAUCAAUAUGAUGAAGAAUCAAUUAAUUUAUCAUCACCUAUUGUUGUUCAUUGCAGUUCAGGUACUGGUCGAACAGGAACUUAUAUUGCCGUUGAUAUUAUAACUCAUUUACUUGAUCAGUCUAAUCAACAAUUAAAAACAAUGAAACUUGAUGUUAUGGGGAUUGUUAAUCAAUUAAAACAUGAUAGAGCAAAAAUGGUACAAACAGAACAACAAUAUUUAUUGAUUCAUCAUUAUGUAGAAGAAUAUUUAAGAAAAACAAAUCGAUUAGAUUUAAUAAUAAAGGAAUCCAAUAAUUAUGAAACAAUUGCAGAUCGAUUGCCAAAACUUCGUGAACGUCGUUAUAUAGAUUUAUCUGAAUCAAAAGAUAAUUCAAAAAUCGAUUCCUCAUCAAUAAUUGAUCAUGUAAAAAAUGAAGACAUGAAUAAAAAUAUAUCAGAAAGAAUUGAAAAUGAACAAGAAUUCAUAGAUGAACAUGAAUAUGAUUAUGUUCAACAACAUUAUGAUUAUUUAGAUGCUCGCCAAUCAAUACAAAAAUAA
Rotaria sordida is the source of this 1869-nucleotide messenger RNA. The record is from the annotation of a GenBank genome assembly. Lineage: Eukaryota; Metazoa; Rotifera; Eurotatoria; Philodinida; Philodinidae.